AUGGACAAAUCUAUUGGUAAUUUUUCUAAAACUAGUAUAAGUGAUUUGAACAAGAUAAAUGCAAUCAUCAGUAUGACUAAUGCUGGAAAUUUUACAGUGAAUGACAAUCUUUGUGUAGCGGUUACAGAAUCUGAUAAUGUUACUUAUGAAUCUAAUGAUGAGGUAAUUAAUUUGCAAUGUACUGAUAUGAAUGUUUUAUGCAAUCCCCCUGAGGCCUUAUCACCUGUUGAUCUAAAGCUUUGUUUUUCUUUUGGAUUAAGUGUAUUAUUGAUAGCAUGUUUAUAUGCCUUAUUUAAUAAUAAUUGUUAUGAAUUAUUACCUAAUUUACAAGAAACAUCUGAAGAAAAGGAUAAUGUUUAUGACUUUUCUUCAACAAAGGGUAUAAAAAUAUGUUCACAUAAUGUCAACAGACUUGAACACAAGCUGGAUGAAAUCAAAUACAAUUUAAUGUUUUCUGAAAAUCCUCCUGACAUAUACUGUUGUUGUGAAACAUUUUUGGACAUUAACACCCAGGAUAAUUUUAUACAAAUUCCUGGGUUCAUUUUAAACAGAAAAGAUAGACUAUUACGAGGUGGAGGUGGUUUGGUUGCUUAUUUUUCAGAAAAAGUAACAUUUAAUAGAAAAGCUGAAUUUGAAAUAAGUGACAUUGAAACAAUGUGGUUUGAAAUAAAACCAGUUCACAAAAAAUCAUUUUUAUUAUGUUCAGUAUACAGACCUCCUAAUUCACUAAUUAAUUGGAUUGAUGAAUUUGAAAAAGAAAUUACAACUGCUAUUAAUCAUAAUUCAGAUAUUAUUUUAGUUGGUGAUUUUAAUAUAGAUUUUUUAAAACCUAAUAAACAACCACAAAAAUGGCUAAGUUUAUUAGAAACCUACAACCUCAACCAGAUAAUUCAAGAGGCAACAAGAGUUACACCUGAUUCUAGUACACUAAUUGAUCAUGUUUAUGUCACCAAUAAAGAUUUGAUACUAGAAUCACAUGUUGCUAAAUUUUCAAUAAGUGAUCAUUAUCCAGUUUGUUUAACUAGAAAAGAAAAAAAUUCCACUUAUAUCAAAAAAGAUAUUCAUACUACCAUUUCUUACAGAAAUUUUAAAAAUUUCAAUGAGGCUAAUUUUCUAAGUGACUUAGCUAUUGCACCUUUUGAUAAAAUUGAACAUGAAAGUCACCCAAAUACAUGUAUUCAGAUGUGGUAUGACAUAUUUAAUGCAGUUCUAGAUAAGCAUGCACCAAUUGUUACUAAACGAGUAAAAAGAGACAGACAACCUGAAUGGUUCAAUAAUGAAAUUGCAUAUGCCAGAAAAAUGAGAGAAAAAUACCAUAAAUUAGAAAUGUGGUCCGAGUUCAAAUUUUGGCGAAACAGGACAAAGCACAUAAUCGAUGAAUCAAAAAGAAAUUUUUAUUCAAAGAUGGUAAAAGAUUCAAAAGCAUCUAAAGAUUUGUGGAAAUGUAUUCACAGUCUUAACCCAUCCCAACAAGAAAAGCCAUAUGAACUUUUAAAUGAAGAUGGUAUUAAAACUAAUAAUGUCAGGGACAUUUGUAAUGUUUUUAAUAAGUUUUUUACAUCUUGUGUUGAAAACCUGAGGACUGACAGAUGUAUGAGCAAAAAUAAUGAUUAUGCAAAAUUAAAUAAUUUUGUACAAAAGAAAUUUACUAAGUCAGAACAAGUAAAAUUUUCAAUUCCACCAGUCACAAUAAAUGGUCUAUUUAAUGAGAUGAUCAAACUUGACAUUAAUAAAUCCACCGGAUCUGAUAACAUAGGACCAAAAAUUUUAAAAUUGAGUGCUCCUUUCAUAACUUCAUCUUUAACUUACAUUUUUAACAGAAUAAUAGAUACAAGUACAUUUCCCUGUGUUUUAAAGAAUGCAAGAGUAACCCCUGUUUUUAAAGCUGGUGAAAAAUUCAUGGCAACAAAUUAUAGACCAAUUUCUGUACUUCCAGUUUUAUCAAAACUUUUAGAAAAGCAUGUUUCAAAACAUUUGUUUGACUAUCUUAAAAGAUUAGAUUUUUUACACCCAGCACAGUCUGGGUUUCGACAAGAACACUCUUGCCAAACUGCCCUUAUCAAUAUCAUAGAUAAAUGGAUACAGGAUAUGAAUGAUGGUUAUAUCAACUUAGCAGUCCUGUUGGAUUUUAAGAAAGCUUUUGAUGUAGUAGAUCAUGAUAUCCUCUGUAAAAAACUUGAAAUUUAUGGAUUUGAUAAUACUGCUGUUUCUUUUUUUCAAUCGUAUUUGAAUGAAAGAACUCAACAAGUACAAAUUGGUAAUGCUCAUUCUGAAAAACUUCAUAUCAAGUAUGGUGUUCCCCAAGGCUCCAUAUUAGGCCCCCUUCUGUUUAUAUUAUACAUCAACGACCUUCCUAUUUAUAUGAAAAAUUGUUGCACUGAUUUAUAUGCCGAUGAUUCAACCUUACAUCUUUCUGGUAAUUGUUAUCAAACUCUUCAGUCAAAGACAGAAAUCCGUACCCCUUGA
Messenger RNA from Mytilus trossulus (common blue mussel), 2466 nucleotides. RefSeq lists its product as uncharacterized. The record is from RefSeq and is a predicted model, not a curated record. Gene Ontology annotation, molecular function: catalytic activity. The coding region runs from base 1 to 2466 and encodes 821 amino acids. Lineage: Eukaryota; Metazoa; Mollusca; Bivalvia; Mytilida; Mytilidae. The transcript has 2 exons.